Hemiscyllium ocellatum (epaulette shark) is the source of this 1509-nucleotide messenger RNA. Its product is annotated as glutamate receptor ionotropic, NMDA 2D-like. Gene Ontology annotation, cellular component: postsynaptic density membrane; plasma membrane; postsynaptic membrane. The annotation marks the transcript as partial. The transcript has 7 exons. NCBI's taxonomy places the organism in Eukaryota, Metazoa, Chordata, Chondrichthyes, Orectolobiformes, Hemiscylliidae. The record is from RefSeq and is a predicted model, not a curated record. Gene Ontology annotation, biological process: synaptic transmission, glutamatergic; excitatory postsynaptic potential; long-term synaptic potentiation. Gene Ontology annotation, molecular function: transmitter-gated monoatomic ion channel activity involved in regulation of postsynaptic membrane potential; NMDA glutamate receptor activity.
AUGGGCUUCAGGGUCACGGAUGACGGAGGGGGGAGCGGGGGCAUCCGGAACGGGCGGGAGGCGUCGCCGGCGUGGGCUAGCAGGGGCCGUUGGGUUGAGGGGCGCGGGCUGAGUGGCCUCCGCCGAGCUUCGGGAGCGGCCAGGCUGACCUCUUUCCGGUCUCUCCUGACCCGCCUCCCCCCUUUCCCCAACCACCCCUCGGGGGAAACCCCUCCGCCCUUCCCCACACCCCCCCCGAAACCGCACAGCGCGAUCCCAGAGGGCAAACGCUUCGCCAAGAAGUGCUGCAAGGGUUUCUGCAUUGACAUCCUGAAGAAGUUGGCGUCCACCAUCGGGUUCUCCUACGACCUCUACCUGGUCACCAACGGGAAGCAUGGGAAAAAGGUCCAGGGGGUCUGGAACGGCCUGAUCGGAGAGGUGGUCUACAAGCGAGCUGAUAUUGCGAUCGGAUCUCUAACCAUCAAUGAGGAGCGUUCCGAAAUCGUGGAUUUCUCCGUCCCCUUCGUCGAGACAGGGAUCAGUGUGAUGGUAGCUCGGAGCAACGGGACCGUGUCCCCCUCAGCAUUCCUGGAGCCCUACAGUCCUGCUGUGUGGUUGAUGAUGUUUGUCAUGUGUCUGACGGUGGUCGGAGUCACUGUUUUCAUCUUCGAGUUCUUCAGCCCCGUCGGAUACAACAGGAGUCUGUCAAAUGCAAAACGACCCGGAGGGUCAAAGUUUACGAUCGGGAAGUCCGUGUGGCUUCUCUGGGCGCUGAUAUUCAACAACUCGGUCCCGGUGGAGAAUCCCAAAGGAACAACCAGCAAGAUUAUGGUGUUGGUGUGGGCUUUCUUUGCUGUCAUCUUCCUGGCCAGCUACACCGCCAACCUAGCCGCCUUCAUGAUCCAGGAGGAAUAUGUGGACACCGUCUCCGGUCUCAGUGACAAGAAGUUCCAGAAACCCCAGGAGCAGUACCCUCCCCUGCGGUUCGGGACCGUGCCGAACGGGAGCACGGAGAGGAACAUCCGGAGUAAUUACCCCGAGAUGCACAGUUACAUGUCGAAGUACAACCAGAAAUCGGUGGAGGACGCACUGAACAACCUCAAAACAGGGCGGCUGGACGCCUUCAUCUACGACGCGGCGGUGGUGAACUACAUGGCGCGGAAGGACGACGGCUGCAAACUGGUCACCAUCGGGAGCGGCAAGGUCUUCGCUACCACCGGCUACGGCAUCGCCCUCCAGAAGGGCUCGCCCUGGAAACGCCCCAUCGACCUGGCGCUGCUCCGCUUCCUGGGUGACGGAGACACAGAGAUGUUAGAGAGGCUGUGGCUCUCUGGAAUAUGCCACAGUGAGAAGGUGGAGGUGAUGAGUAGUAAAUUAGACAUUGAUAACAUGGCAGGCGUCUUUUACAUGCUGCUGGUCGCGAUGGGACUUAGUCUCCUGGUCUUCGCCAGCGAGCACAUCAUCUACUGGAAAUUCCGUCGCAGCCUGCGCCAUUCCAGACAGCUGGACAUCCUCCUUGCUAUCAGCAGG